AUGAUGGAACAGGAAAAAAAGCCGAGGGGGGAAAAUGAAGAGCCCUCUAUCUCAACAAAUAUGAUUAAUGAUGAAAAGGAAGAUCAAAAUGAAAAAUUAGCAGAAGUUGAAAAUAAAUGUACAGAAUUACCUGAGAAUAAUUGCAAUACGCAAACUGAUAAAUCAAGUAAUAUUUCUAUACAAAAUCCAAAUAUGGUAACAAGUGAAGAAAUACAAACUAUAAAUAACAAACAAGACCUUAAUGCCAAUUUAAAUAAAAACAAUUAUGAGCAUGAUACAAAUUUGGAUGAACAAAAUGCAUCCAGCUUGAAUGCUCAAAACAUGAAUGAUAGUAACAUUGUAAAUAUAAAAUCGGAUUUAAAUGGGUCAGAUAAAAGUAAUAACAUUUUAAUAAACAAUAUAGAAAAAGAAGAAAUAGUAAAAUCAAGCGAUGAAGAUAAUAAAAAUAGCUUUAUAGACACAAAUACAAAUCAAAAUGAAAAUAUACAUAAUGAAGGAAAUGGCAUUAAUCUUACUUCAAACCAAGCAGAUAAAAAUAUAGGGGGUACUACUAUUGAUACAAAUCAUAUUGAAGUUGAAAAAAGAGAGGAUACUAAUUCAAUAGAAAAUGAUUGUGAAGAUGGCAAAAAAUUAAUAGACGAGGCAGCGGAAAAAAAUCGACGCAUUAUAGAAAUGUAUGAAAAAAAACUUGAAACUGAGAUUAAUCAAAAAGAAAAAAAUAAAGUAGGUGGACCUACCGAAUCAAGUGAUAAAUUUGAUGGUAGUAUCGCAUCUAUUAGUGCAAAAAUGAGAGAAAGUAUUUCCAAAAUAUUUAGAGAAAUACCAUCAUCAAAGCCGAAGAUUAUAAAUGAAAUUACAUCAGAAAAAAAUGAAACAAAUCCAAGUAAUGGUAAUGAAAGUAUGGGGCGAGAUGAUUGUGAUAAUAAACCGAGUUUCUCUCGAAGCACUUUAAAAGAGGGAAGUCUUUUGAGGCUGUUUCGAUGUGAAUAUUUUGACACACAUUUACAUAUUAGAUAUUUAUAUGAUAGAAAGGAAAUAGGGGUACAUGAGUAUUUAGUAAAUUCAUUAUAUACUCAAAGAAAUCCUGAAGAUAUAUUAUUUUACUUACCUCAAUUAUGUCAAAUAUCGUUAGUACGAUAUGAAUCAUCGUCUCUUUAUCGAUUUCUCUUAGAUAAAGCUAGCAAAUCUAUGCAUUUUGCUUUAAAAUUAAAUUGGAUAUACAAUUCAAUUGUUGAAGAUAAUAUACCUAAAUAUAAAGAAAUAUCUCAAAAAAUGAUACAAGAAAUCGAAAUGGCUGUAGUUAAUUGUAAACCACUAAAUAGUGAAUGUAAAAUUUUUAAAGAAGAUAAGCAAACCGAUCUUCUCAUUUUGGCAUAUCCACUUUUAUUUAAAAGAAAAUUUAUUAUAAAAAAAAUAAGAACAAAUGAAAAAAUAAAUCAAAUUAAAACAUUUAACAAAUUUCUUAGUAAUUCAUAUAGUUUAAAAGGAUUUAGUAAUCCAAUCGAAAAAGCAAAUAUAUUAUCAUCUUCAAAUAAUUCAGACAUAAUAUUUAAAGAAACAUGUUUUUGCUCAAGUCAUAUUAAGAAUAAUGAUCAGCAAAAUGCUGAUAUAGUGGAUGGAGAGAAAGUGAAGCCUCCUCAAUGUGAUGAUAAGAUUGAUCCUCAACCAAUACAUUCGAAUGAUGAGCAUAUUAAUGAAGAAGCAGAAAAUAAUAAUUAUCUCGGUGCAGAGCAAAAAUAUAAUGACGGGGUUUGCCCUAAAUGUGCACAUAUUUUUGAGGCGAAAAAAGAAAAAAAAGAUAAAAAUAAAAAUAAACCUUUAUCACCCCAAAUGCCAUCAUGCUAUAUAAUAAAUUCAGGACCUUUAACUGUAGCAUCUGCGAAAAUAAGAUUACCAAGUACUUAUGCAAAAUUAGGAGACCCCUUAAGCUUUUCUAAAUUUUCACUCCCAGAUUGUAAUUAUAGUUUUGAUAUGAUUGAAGAACUACAACAAUUUUUUAUGAAACAAAGAAGAUGUGAAUAUUUUAGUUUGCUGAACAAUUUUAUAAGUUUAUUAAUAACAACAUCUAAUCUGUUGGCAAAUGAAACUGAUAUAGAUGCACGAAAUACAUUGCUAAACAAAUUUUUAUAUUCCUUAAAUACAUGGAUGGUUAUGAGAAGGUGUAUAGUAGCUUCUUGUGAAAAUAUAUUUUCCAUGACAGGUUUAUGUAUACCAAUGGAAUCAAUAUCUGCUAGUAAAUCAGAUAUAUGUGGAUCAAGAAGAAAACAAAAAAAGAGUCCUAAACAUUUACAAAUAUUACAUUUUAAUAAUGAUGAAUGUAAAAUAUUUUUUUCAAAAAAAAGAGCACCAUAUUUAUUGGUUUUCGAAGUAGCAGAUUUAGAUGAAGAUAUUUCACAUAUUAGUGAUAAUACAUUUUAUGUAAAUAAUAGAUUAUUUAAUAUAGAAAAUGAUAAAAAUAAUAAUUUAUUUAAAACGACACAAAAUAAUGAAAAAGAAUCAGGGGUAAAAAGUUAUAUCAGUGAUGAUGAGUAUUCAAAAAAUGAAAAAAGUGAUGAUGAAUUGAAACAUAAUAGUUAUAUUCUUACGAAAAAUUAUGGAGGAUAUAAUGAAAAUGGUAGUUCCUAUGAAUGUGAAAUGAAGCCUAGUUAUGAAGAACAAAAUAAAAAAAUAUUAAUAAAUAAUAGUAACAAAAAUAUAGGAAGAGCUAGUGGAAGUCGUUAUUAUGAAUCUAAUGAAAACUCCUAUCAAUAUUACGAUGAUAAACAGUAUCAAGAGUUUUAUAAUAAUAGAGAAGAACAAACUAGCAAACUAAAUAGCAACACAAAUAGUGCUGAUGAUGAGCCUAGUGAAGUUAGUAGUACAAAUAGUAGUUUAAACUAUUUCAAAGAUUUAAAUGUAAUAAAAAUGAAUGAUCUUUAUGUAUAUAAUGCUAUAGUAAAUGAUUUAAGGAGAGAAAAUUUAAUAUCUUUUACUUCUGAAGAAGAAGAAAAUAUAUAUCUUAUUAAAAAAUGUAUUGGAUUAGCAAAAGAAAAAUCAAAUGAUGGAUAUAGUGAUAAAGAAUAUGAUAACAACGAUAGGGAAAGAAGAAAAUCAAGAAACCAAAAUAAUAAUGAUAAUAAAAAUGAAAUAAAUAGUACAUCUAAUGAUUCAUCUGCAAUAGGAAUAAAAACAAAUAAAUUUAUAAUCACCAGAUCUGCAUCUAUGCCAAACUAUUUAAACAACUUCAAAGCAGCUGAUAAUAAUAAAAAUGAAGAAAAUAGCGAUAUAUCCGAAUAUAACGAAGCAAUCGCUAGCUCCACAGAUAAUCAAACUGCCGAACACGAUGAAAAUUUAAAAAAAACAAAUCAAGAAAGCGGAGAAACAUACGAUAAAAAUGACAAAAAAGAAACGAAUUUAAUAAAAAGGGUUGGAAAUAAUAAUAAUGGAGAAAGUAGUGGGAAACAUGCUAGUGUAUUAUCAUCACAUCCUCAUAAUACAAGAAACUGCUAUUAUUCUGUAGAAUUACCUUCUGUGUUACCAGAUAUAAGUGAAUAUUUUAAAGUCGAAAAUUAUUUAAAUGAAGAAUUUAAAAAAAAAAAUUGUAAAAUUAUAAAAACAUUAUUAUGGGGAGAAUUAUUUGAAGAUAAAAAAAAAAAAAUUAGAAAAAUAUCACCUUAUGGUAAAUUAAAAUCAUGGGAUCUUAAAUCUGUCAUAGUAAAAGGGGGUGAUGAUUUACGACAAGAAUUAUUAGCUUCUCAAUUAAUUAAACAAUUCAAAAGUAUAUUUGACAAUGCUGGUUUGCCAUUAUGGUUACGCCCUUAUGAAAUAUUAGUCACUGGAUCGAACUCAGGAAUAAUUGAAUAUGUCCAUGAUACUUGUUCUGUUGAUUCACUCAAAAGAAAGUUUGGCACAGAUAGCAUUUCAACGAUUUUCAACAUCGUCUUUGCGGAUUACAUAUUUGAGGCUAAAAAGAAUUUUAUAGAAAGCCAUGCAGCGUAUUCCUUAAUUUCAUACUUGCUGCAAGUAAAGGAUAGGCAUAACGGAAAUAUGUUAUUAGAUUCAUAUGGGCAUCUAAUACAUAUAGAUUAUGGGUUCAUGUUAACAAACUCACCAGGAAAUGUUAAUUUUGAAACAUCGCCUUUUAAAUUAACACAAGAAUAUUUAGAUAUUAUGGAUGGUGAAAAUUCAGAUAAUUAUGAAUAUUUUAGACGCCUCAUUGUUAGCGGAUUUUUAGAAGCUCGCAAACAUUCUGAAGAAAUUAUUCUCCUUGUUGAAUUAAUGAUGCCAGCUCUGAAAAUGCCAUGCUUUUCGAAUGGAACGCAGUUUUGCAUCGAUUCCUUGAAAGAGAGAUUUAUGACAAACUUAACUGUUGACACGUGCAUACAACGAAUUAACGCAUUAAUUGAAGCCUCUAUCAACAACUUCCGAAGUGUUCAAUAUGAUUAUUUUCAACGAAUAACAAAUGGAAUUAUGUAA
Molecule: messenger RNA, 4455 nt
Organism: Plasmodium vinckei vinckei
Lineage: Eukaryota; Apicomplexa; Aconoidasida; Haemosporida; Plasmodiidae
Product: phosphatidylinositol 4-kinase, putative
Exons: 4
Coding region: 1-4455 (1484 amino acids)
Biological process (GO): phosphatidylinositol phosphate biosynthetic process; phosphatidylinositol-mediated signaling
Cellular component (GO): membrane; cytoplasm
Molecular function (GO): 1-phosphatidylinositol 4-kinase activity
Source: RefSeq, a predicted model, not a curated record